Misgurnus anguillicaudatus (oriental weatherfish) is the source of this 1489-nucleotide messenger RNA. The record is from RefSeq and is a predicted model, not a curated record. NCBI's taxonomy places the organism in Eukaryota, Metazoa, Chordata, Actinopteri, Cypriniformes, Cobitidae.
AUGUCAAUGCUUUUAAUACAUUAUCCAGACUGUCAUAAUAAAAAUGUAACUUCAACUGUAAUAAUAAUAGGUUGCUUUGUUAAACUCCUUGUACUGCCUAUUGUCCCCAGUAUUGAUGUGUGGUGUAUGAAUACGGUAUGUGUGUCACUAUAUUUAAAUCCAGUACAAGACAUUGUUGAACUUUACUGUAAAUGUAAUUCUAUUUGGUUUGUUUAAUUGGCAUUUGCUGGAAUGCUAUGUAUGUGUCAUCUUCUUUAUUUCUCUUUUGCACAGUCAUGAUGUCAGGACCAGUAUGUUUAAUUGAAAAUGAUAAAAAUGGACAAUUUCAUGUGAGAAAAGAGGGCAAAGACAUUCUGGAUAGGAUCAAUGAGCCGGUGGUGGUUGUGUCUGUAGUGGGACUCUACCGUACUGGGAAGUCUUAUCUUAUGAACCGCCUUGCAGGACAACAGUCAGGCUUUGCUCUUGGCAACACUAUUGAGUCGAAGACCAAAGGUAUCUGGAUGUGGUGUGUACCUCACCCAUCUAAAGCAGGACAGACUCUGGUGCUGCUGGACACAGAAGGACUGGGUGAUGUACACAAGGGAGACUCUAAGAAUGACAGCUGGAUCUUCUGUCUGGCGGUUUUGCUCAGCAGCACCCUGGUGUACAACAGCACAGGAACCAUUGAUAAUGAUGCAGUGCAAAAGCUCCACUAUAUUACUGAACUCGCGGAGCGAAUCAAGAUCAAAUCCCCAUCAUCUCCAUCAGAAGAAGAUGAUGUGGCAGGCGAGGAGGAUUAUAAUUUUGUGUGCUUUUUCCCAUCAUUUGUCUGGUGUGUGAGGGAUUUCACCUUGGAAUUAGAAAUUGCUGGAAAGCAAGUGACAGAGGAUGAAUACCUCGACUUUGCCCUGACUUUAAAAAAAGGUAGAAGCAAAACCAUCAGUGACUACAACCUGCCUCGUGAAUGUAUCCGGAGUUAUUUCCCUUCCCAGAAGUGUUUCGUUUUCCUAUCUCCAGCCUCAGUGGAAAACAUGAAGUUUUUAGAGAACCUAGAAAAGCAGGACCUUGAACCAGCUUUCCUGGAGGCCACAGGCCGUUUCUGUGAAUACAUCUUUGCAGAGAGCGCUGUGAAAACACUGAAAGGGGGUCACCAAAUUACUGGGAAAAUGUUUGGUGAUCUGGCUCAGAUUUAUGUAGACACAAUCAGCAGUGGUCAGGUGCCCUGUCUGGAAGAUGCAGUGGUUGCUCUUGCAAAUCUAGAGAACCAGGCAGCUGUUGAAGAAGCUUUAAAAGUUUAUAAGAGUGGCAUGGAAGAGGUGAAAAAGAAGUUUCCAGUAAAUGUGACUGAUGUUACCCAAGAGCAUCAAAGCGUCAGCAGUCUGGCCACAUCUGAGUUCAUUAAACGUUCCUUUAAAGAUGACAAUCAAGAGUACCUUAAGAAGUUGGAGGUGAGUUCUUAUAAACUCACAAAAUAUGGAUAGGAUAACAAUGCAGCUAUUUUAGAAAAUGU